AUAACUUAGUAAUCAAUUUGGAUGUUGGCGUUACGAUAAUAGAAACUUACGAGCCACAACUGUAAAAUGCAAAGAUGUUAGUAAAUUUACCAAUUCAUUCGACGUUCGUAAAAUCAUUAUAAUAAUGAUAACCCAUCAAAAACGGAAAUUAACUGACAAAAUGCUGUAAAGAUUCCAAUCCAAAAUUUGGCCUUCACAAAAAAAAAAAAAAGGGUUUGCAAAAGGGAAGGACUCCAGUCCGUUGGGCAAAAGGUCUUUAGAGCUCCAAAUGGCUUUGGCAAAGCGUUGCCAAACGCACCCUUGCUCUUAUUAUGUAUCACCGACAUCGUAGAAAUGGUGGAGAAAAAAGGGGAAAGGGGAUACCAUUGUGGAUGAAUGCACUUUGGAGAUAUGACUUUGAUCCUCUUAGUCCAAUCAUAUCAAUCCUGGAUCCACAUGUCCUGAGAUUUUGGUGUACGUUGAGCGCAUCAUGGAUGCUUGUGACACAAGCAUUCACCAAUGCAACCGGUUACUUGUUCGGUUUUUUUUUUUUUUCCUAUUUUAGCAGUCUGGAAUGAAAUUAACACUCGUAGACAGGCACGCAGGCAAAUAAAAACUUCCUGAAAUGAAGGAUCUCCCAGAAACUAUCAACCAGGAAAAGAUGGUACCUAAAAAUGGAAUGUCAAACCAAGAAUGUCCACCAGUUAAUCUAACUCCUGAGUUUGGCCUUUGCCCCUCCCUUAUCCUCUUGUCCUUCUCCAUCUCCCAGUUUCCAACACUAAUCACAACCACCUCCAAUCCUCUCUGCUUGUUCCUCUGAUGAAUCCAUCACCUUUCACAUUAUCGAUUCUCAAGAUGGAAACUCUCAUCUUGUCGCUGUAGUUCUCGAUCCUUCCCGAAAACUACGACUCCUCUUUCUUGCAUGAUAAGUUGUCCUGAGACUCGGAGGGCAGAUAUUGCAACACAAACAUCCAAAGAGUAUGGCUCUUGAAGCCGAGAAAGUCCUCGCAUGUAUUUGCAGAAUCCUUUCGUUAUCUGCGAGGGCCGGUUAUACAUUCAUCCAAAAGCGCCCGCUUGGUUCCGUGAUAGCCUCAUUCUUCCUCCUCCUGUAUCUGUUUUUCCCAUUUGUGUUCAAGCUUCUCAUGUUUAGUAUCCCAGUUGCUUUCUCUGCCAUUGCUCUUGUUCGAGUUCUUUCUAGGGAUGGAACUGGAAGUCUCCGAAUCCCGAAUGCCAGCAAAGACGAGAAAGGUAACCGUGCUUUCACGCCGGUAAAGCGAAACACCAGCGAGGAAGGUGCUACCAAUACGGCUCACCAAUACCAGAAGCCUUUGAUACAAGCGCAAAUGAGCAAACGUCGAAACUUCAAGACAAAAAGGGAAGAUCCGGAUGCUGAAGGUGGUGGUGCUAAGGAGGUGAAACGCGUGACUUUUUCUACAACUUGCGAUGAUAGUCUGAUUGGCGGAGACAGAAAGGACCAGGAGAACGACCCUGGUUUACUUUUUGGGGGCGGGUCUUGUUCCUUGGGUAAAGGAGAGAGCUCCAUUUCCCAUGAAUCAGAUAGAGGAGAUUUACAACCUGUGAAUGAGCACCCGCUAACCUCAGAGUCGGGAGAUCUGAAGCCUGAAAUUGAAGUUUCUAAUGAUGAUAAGGGUGGCGUUACAGGUCAGUUAGAGGCGGAUAUCUUGGCAGAAGCAGAAUAUGAAGACGAAGAAGAGGCGCAAGAGGAUGGGAACAAGGCUGUGGAAUGGACAGAGGACGAUCAGAAGAAUCUCAUGGACCUUGGCCUGUCCGAGCUAGAAAGGAACCAGAGAUUGGAGAAUUUAAUCGCAAAGCGAAGGGCGAGGAAAUUCAUGGGGACAAAGGUCCAGGAGAAUUUACUUGACUUGGACAUCGGUCCUGCGGGUUAUAUUCCGCCUGUUCAGAUUUCGAAGAACCCUUUCGAUCCCCCUAGUUGCUCAGAUCGGGCUCUAGACUCGCAGAUACCCAGCUCAGCUCCUUCAGUUAUGUUGCCUGCGCGGAACCCUUUUGACCUUCCUUAUGACCCUCAAGAGGAGAAGCCGAAUCUCACAGUGGACGGUUUCCAAGGCGAGUUCCUUGCAAAUCAGCCUAAGGACAUCUUCUGUAGGCACGAGAGCUUCUUCCUAGGGCCCUCUUUCUCAGUAGAAACCAGCCUAGAUCAAGUUCUCAGGAAUGCCGAUCCUUACUCUGUCACAGAGAACAGGGCUCUGAGAGAGCCACAAUUCCCCAGAUUCAGAAGGUUCUCAGCUAAAGGAGAUCAUGACAGAUUAGUGGAACAAAUUCUGUACCGCAGAGACUAUGGAAUGGGUUCUAGCAAGGCUGAACAUGAAACUAAACCUGAAAAUGAUAAUGGCGGGGGAGCAGGUCUUGAAGAUAAGCGGGACGGUGCUGAGGACAUCGAGCUGAAGGUGUUUAAAGAUGAAAACCAAGCAGGUUCUAUUGAUGAAGAAGACGGCGACCAGAGCUCCAUAUCAACAUCAGACAGUGAUGGACAGGCAACAAGUGGGGAUGGGAACGAAGUUCUGAUCAGUCCAAAAUUUCCCGAUACGGCAACGAUUUCUGUGCACAAGACCUUUGAAUAUUCAGUACCUAAUGGCAUAGCAACAGAUGGGGAUUUGUCUAGUCCACUUGCUAUGGACAAUCUAGAGAAGCGGACGGGCCAUUCCUCCACAUACUCCAUAGCUUCCGACAUGCAAGUGGAGGUCUCCGAAUCCAGUUCCCCUCGGACUGUAGAUUACGCUACUUCACCUGCUGAGCUCGAGUGCUCCACUAAUUCUGAAGAUGUCGGAAAGGAGGUUACUCCGUGUAGUGAAGAAAUAUGGGGAGCCUUGUCCCACCUAACUGGAGUAGAGGAAGAUGAACCAAAAGGCGACAUAGAUAAUUUCAAAGCAAACGAUAGCUCGAAGGAUCCAUUUGGAUCAUCCAUUUCCCUCCAAGAAUUGUGUAAAGAAGAUUCAGCUGAUGGAGUUUUUACGACCACAAGCCUGAAAGUCACAGUACCGACAGAAGGUCCAGAUAUAUCGGAUUCUCAUGAUAAAAGCCAUACGAUGGGGUCUGAUUAUCCUCCAGAAGCUAAAGACCUACAAUCAACACCACCGGCGCAGAAUUUGGUGCCCCAUCAAGCUGAAGAGAGACAAUCCCAGAAGACAGAGGAAUCGGUUAAUCCUCUUGAGAAGUCGACUGGAGAAGCCAACAGCACACAAGGAGAUAUGGACUCCAGUGAUAGCAAUAAGGAAGAAGUAGACAACUUGAAAACCAGCGGAGAAAGUUAAAGGAUUCUCUUCAGGACCAAGACCUCUACUUUUAGCACUAGUUCAAAGAUACGUGGGUGAAUGCUUGAGGAACAAAAAAUCAGCACCAACACAAA
Molecule: messenger RNA, 3364 nt
Organism: Syzygium oleosum
Lineage: Eukaryota; Viridiplantae; Streptophyta; Magnoliopsida; Myrtales; Myrtaceae
Exons: 3
Coding region: 960-3269 (769 amino acids)
Source: RefSeq, a predicted model, not a curated record